Nicotiana attenuata is the source of this 1779-nucleotide messenger RNA. RefSeq lists its product as uncharacterized. The coding region runs from base 1 to 1779 and encodes 592 amino acids. The record is from RefSeq and is a predicted model, not a curated record. Lineage: Eukaryota; Viridiplantae; Streptophyta; Magnoliopsida; Solanales; Solanaceae. The transcript has 5 exons.
AUGAGAGCUAGAGUUCAUCAUUAUGUGGAUGGUUUUGGGGAUCGUCUGAUUAGAGACUGUAGGGUGGAAUCCCUAUCGGAUGAUGUAGAUAUUUCUCGCAUACAGGCUUUCGCUCAGACUACAGAGGACCUUUCCCGUCGGAUUCGUGAUACUCGUAGGGAUAGGGAGCAGAGUAAGAGGGCUCGUACUAUGGGGUCUUAUAGGGAGCCGCAGAGUGAUUUUAGGCCCCCACUCCAUCGAUAUCCACCUCGGUCAGCAAGUAGUUUCCCACCACAGAUGCAGGGCCAACGGUUUGAUCGUUAUAUUCAGUCAGGGUCGGUGCACAGCUCAGGUCCACAAUCUACUCAGGGUCGUGGUAGGGGGAGAGGUGGAGGAGACACCUCGGGUUCUAGUGGUGGCCAGAACCGCUUUUAUGCACUCACAUGCCGACAGGAUUCAGAGGCAUCCCCAGAUGUUGUCACAGAUCCUGGCUCUACAUUUUCAUAUAUUACUCCAUUUAUUGGUGGUAAGCUUGACAUGAGAUCUGAGUUGUUGCCAAAGUCAGUUGAGGUGUCUACGCCAGUUGGCGACUCUAUUAUAGCUAAUCAUGUCUAUCGAGGUUGUACAAUGUUAAUUAAUGAACGUCCAACCUCCAUUGAUUUAGUUGAAUUGGUUAUGCUAGACUUGGAUGUCAUUAUGGGUAUGGAUUGGUUGGCAGCUUGUUAUGCUAAUAUUGAUUGUCGUGCAAAGGUGGUUCGAUUUCAUUUUGCUGGUGAGCCUGUCCUUGAAUGGAAAGGUAAUGCAGCCACGCCCAAGGGUAAGUUUAUUUCAUACCUUAGGGCUCAGAAGUUUAUUACUAAAGGUUGUAUAUACCAUCUGGUUCAUGUCAGGGAUAUAGAUAAGGAGCCAGUGACUCUUCAGUCGGUUCCUAUUGUGAAUGAAUUCCCGACGGUAUUCCCUGACGAGCUUCCAGGAAUUCCCCCCGAAACGGAAAUCGAUUUUGCUAUAGAUUUGCUUCCCGAUACGCAGCCUAUAUCCAUUCCUCCCUACAGAAUGGCUCCUGCAGAGUUAAGGGAAUUGAAGGAACAACUGAAGGACUUGCUUGACAAGGGCUUUAUAAGGCCAAGUACAUCCCCAUGGGGUGCUCUUUGUUCGAAAGAAAUAUGGCUCCUUGCGGAUUUACAAGGUGCCAAAUGCUUUUCGAAGAUCGACUUGCGAUCCGGUUAUCAUCAGCUACGAGUAAGGGAUAUUGAUAUACCAAAAACAACAUUUAGGAUGAGGUAUGGCCAUUUUGAAUUCCUUGUCAUUUCUUUCGGGCUUACAAAUGCCCCAGCACCCUUUAUGGAUCUUAUGAACCGGGUAUUCAAACCAUUCUUGGAUGAAUUUGUGAUUGUGUUUAUUGACGACAUCCUGAUAUAUUCACGAUCAGAAGCCGAGCAUGCAGACCACUUGCGAGCUGUAUUGCAGACUCUCCAGGACUACAAGUUAUAUGCUAAAUUCUCUAAAUGUGAAUUUUGGCUAAAUUCUAUAGCUCUUCUUGGUCAUGUUAUUACUGGCAAUGGUAUCAAGGUUGAUGGCCAAAAGAUUGAAGCUGUGAUGACUUGGCCGAGGCCCUUGAAUCCGACAGAGCAAAGUGAUCUUCACACUGGUAAUUUGAAAUUUUCCGCCCUAAUGCGAGGGGAAACUAUUGCAAUUGCAGGCCUUUCAUUAGGCAAUAUCAGGUGUUGUGACGCAUGUGGUUGUGGUUGUGGAGGUGGGGGUGGUGGAGGCACGUUGUCAUAUUUACCCUGGCCUCGAUGA